AUGAAUCUCAGGAAAAACCCCAAGAAUACACCAAAGAGCGCAGAAAAUGAUGAGAUGAGAGGUCUUCGUAAAAUCGCACAAUUUGAAACCGAGGAAGACGCCACCUCCACUCAGGUUAAUGUUUUCGAGCAGAAUUCAUUUGGAUUGGCCGAUGCUGAUGCACCAGCUCACAGUUCUGCAGGAAUUCAGUCGUCACGCAAACGAAAGGCAGGAGGGACCAUCGCCCUAAGUGGUGGUCAGAAAAGGGCCAAUGUAGCUUUAGCACCUACCCGACCUUCAAGAAAGGCAAAAAGACCGACAAAUCAGUACGAUAUCAUGAUGUCGGAACUUGGCUCUAUGAAUGCGAUGCUGAGAUCUUCUUUAGGAGAAGGUUCGAACAGACUUUACCCGGUUGGAUACGAAAGUCAAUCUGAACGAUAUGGUGCAGAUAUCACUUUCGAGGCUAUCAAAAGUUCAGUCGCGAACGGGGAAUCAGUAGGGAACUAUUCGCCCGAAAUAUUGGAGCAACUAGGCUUUUCAAAUCCCGGCAGUAACCAGGAAGAAGAUUACGAGAUGGGAGUCAAUGGACGUGAGAUUCAAGAUGGAGAGGAAAGCGAUCCCGAUGACUUUCUUUUCUCGAUCCCAAAGGACCCGUCACAGACAACGCCAGGAUAUUCUGCCUGGAAAGAAACGAACCCAGAGUCACUGGACGCCAGAAAGGGCACCUCAAAGUGA
Molecule: messenger RNA, 714 nt
Organism: Glarea lozoyensis ATCC 20868
Lineage: Eukaryota; Fungi; Ascomycota; Leotiomycetes; Helotiales; Helotiaceae
Exons: 1
Coding region: 1-714 (237 amino acids)
Source: RefSeq, a predicted model, not a curated record